Messenger RNA from Polyodon spathula (Mississippi paddlefish), 1979 nucleotides. Its product is annotated as serine/arginine-rich splicing factor 5-like. The transcript is spliced from 8 exons. NCBI's taxonomy places the organism in Eukaryota, Metazoa, Chordata, Actinopteri, Acipenseriformes, Polyodontidae. The coding region runs from base 110 to 973 and encodes 287 amino acids. The record is from RefSeq and is a predicted model, not a curated record. Gene Ontology annotation, cellular component: nucleus; cytoplasm; ribonucleoprotein complex. Gene Ontology annotation, molecular function: mRNA binding.
UAGAUCUAGUGCGUGUCUGUCCGCGUGCUGGGGUCCUUUUCCGGUUGCCUGCUAGCUCUGUCACCAUUUUGCAGUGUACGGCGGAGAGAAAGGAGUGAACCAUUUGAAAAUGAGCGGCUGUCGAGUGUUCAUUGGUCGGCUGAGCCCCAAUGCCAGAGAGAGGGACGUGGAGAAGUUUUUCAAAGGAUUUGGGCACAUUAAGGAGAUCAAUCUAAAAAACGGCUUUGGCUUUGUGGAGUUUGAUGACCUCAGAGAUGCAGAGGAUGCAGUCUAUGAACUGAAUGGGAAAGAACUGUGCAGUGAAAGGGUCACAAUAGAGCAUGCCCGCUCUCGCAGAGGGAGAGGAGGUGGAGGAGCAGGAGGAGGAAGAGGAGGAGGAGGAGGAGGAGGAGGUGGUGGUGGAAGGUUCUCUCCGCGGUUUAGCAGCUAUCGUCAAUCUCACGGCUCAAUGUAUGGUCCUCCUGUGCGCACAGAGCACAGAAUCGUUGUUGAGAACCUCUCUUCCCGGAUAAGUUGGCAGGAUCUGAAGGAUAUGAUGAGGAAGGUUGGUGAAGUCACAUUUGUGGAUGCACACAGAUCCAACAAGAAUGAAGGAGUGGUGGAAUUUGCUUCACGCAGCGAUAUGAAGAACGCCCUUGAUAAACUAGAUGGGACUGAGCUUAAUGGACGCAAACUCAAACUGACUGAAGAAUGCAAGAGGAAGAGCAGAAGCCGCUCCCGGUCCAGGAGCUACACCAGGUCUCGCAGUCGUUCCCGAUCCAGGAGCCGUUCCAAAUCCCAGAGCAGGAGCCGAAGCAGGAAACGCAGCCGUACCAGGUCCCGCUCGGUCAGCCACAGCCCAGAGACGAAGUCCCUUCCUCGGGCAGCCCCGCGCUCCCACUCCCGCUCUCGCUCCAAGUCUCGAUCCCACUCCCGAUCCCCUCCAGUGCAGAAGCUGAAGUCCAGGUCCCCCUCUGCUGAGACCGAGCACUGAGAGCUGUCUUCCUGUCUCCACCAGCUGUAUCUGUAGAUGUGGUUGUCUCGUGUCUGGUUAGAGUUGCAGUGCAGUCUGUUAAAGCAGCUGCUGGUGGUGUGAUUUUAUUGUAGGUUGCUUAAUAGAAAACCAUAUGAGAUGCUCUUGUUAUACAAACUGGGCAUAACUUUCUUUUUUUUUAAAUUUAUUUGAAAACUGCAGCCUUUAUGGGAUUGCAACAGCUAGUGUUCCCUUUUCCCUUUUUUUUUUUUUUGGAUAAAAUUUCCACCCCUUCAUAGUUUUUCAUUGUCCUGCAAAUUAAUUUCAUACAUAGGUGAUUGCUAUGGCAAGUGGUAGCCCUUGGUGUGCUGGUUUGUUUGCAAAGCAUACAUGUUUUUUUCUGUUUUUCUGUGACUUAUUAUUUUACACCCCCUUUAAGUGGGUUAUUGGUGUUUUAACACAGCUGUUUAAAAUAUUCUUCAGGAUGGUGUUACUGGUUUCCUAGCCAUACCAAAAAUGCCUUUUUAUUAAUAUUUUUUGCAGUGCUGUCCUGGAAUAGCCUCUUCAUUUCAACUUCUACAAACAGGAAGCCUAACCCUAGGCAGUGACAACGCUGUGAAUUUUAUUCAGGGUGACACUGUUGUUCUGAACUACUUUAUUCUGCUUAAAGGAGUGGACAGUAACCCAUAAGCGGUAAAUUGGUGUCUUUUUUUUUUUUUUUUUUUUACCCUCUGAACGCUCUGCACAGCAAAGUGACAAUUUUAGUAAAGUGGGGAAGGGUGGUAAUAUUAAUGAACCUGGGGAACCGAUCUGAAAAUGUGAUGCUGUGUUUAACAGGGAAUGCACUAUAAGGUCCUAGUGGGUGGGUUCAAUUGGACUAGUAAAGCUGUGGAAAUGGCUAUAAGUGGUUUUGCUAUUGGUUAGGGCCCCUGUUUAUAAUUACAUUUUUCACUUGCUCUCCUUACAUGUGGUAGAAUAUUUUGCUGUAAUUGUGGCUGAAGAGAAUUUAUUAAAUUUAUAUAAACCA